Molecule: messenger RNA, 3359 nt
Organism: Rhinolophus ferrumequinum (greater horseshoe bat)
Lineage: Eukaryota; Metazoa; Chordata; Mammalia; Chiroptera; Rhinolophidae
Gene: JPH2
Product: junctophilin 2
Exons: 6
Coding region: 476-2560 (694 amino acids)
Cellular component (GO): endoplasmic reticulum membrane; sarcoplasmic reticulum; junctional membrane complex
Source: RefSeq, a predicted model, not a curated record
GGAGGAGAAGGGGGCCAGCGGGCUGCAGGAAUUCAGCCUGGUGGGAGGCUGGGACUGUCAUCUAGGAGAAUUUCCCCUCUUUGAAACAGACUGGGGACCUUGCCACCCCACCCCUUCACUGUGCUUCUUAAAGGGAUCACAGCAUUUUUCCUUUGACUCCAUGGAAGGCAGACUUGGGACGCUCUGUGGAGACUUUACAUCGUUCCUUCCCGCUUCCUUCCCAGCUGGUAGCCUUCCUCUGGCUGAUUGACUGAGUGGGGACCUCCCAGGCAUGGCACUGAUCAGCCGACCCACUUGUGACUUGGCUCUUGGGCUUGGUCAGCCUCUGGUGGCAUCUUGCUUUCCCCCUGCUGGGGUGUGGCCGUGGUGAGUGGGGGGUCCAGUCCUGAGCAAGCUUGGAGGGGGUCACUGGCACCCCCCAUUGCCUUCUCCCCCCAAGCUGGAGGACAGUGAGGUUGUCAGGGGCUAUGAUGAGAUGAGCGGGGGCCGCUUUGACUUUGAUGAUGGUGGCGCCUACUGUGGGGGCUGGGAGAAUGGAAAGGCCCAUGGGCACGGAUUGUGCACGGGCCCCAAGGGCCAGGGUGAAUACUCAGGCUCCUGGAACUUUGGCUUUGAAGUGGCAGGCGUCUACACCUGGCCCAGUGGAAACACCUUCGAGGGAUACUGGAGCCAGGGCAAACGGCAUGGGCUGGGCAUAGAAACCAAGGGCCGCUGGUUCUACAAGGGCGAGUGGACACACGGCUUCAAAGGACGCUAUGGAACCCGGCAGAGCAGCAGCAGUGGUGCCAAGUAUGAGGGCACUUGGAAUAAUGGCCUGCAGGACGGCUAUGGCACUGAGACCUAUGCAGAUGGAGGGACUUACCAAGGCCAGUUCACCAACGGCAUGCGCCACGGCUACGGUGUGCGCCAGAGUGUGCCCUAUGGGAUGGCCGUCGUGGUGCGCUCGCCGCUGCGCACGUCGCUCUCGUCCCUGCGCAGCGAGCACAGCAACGGCACGGUGGCCCCGGACUCGCCCACCUCGCCGGCCUCCGACGGCCCGCCGCUGCCCGCGCCCGCCAUCCCGCGCGGCGGCUUCGCGCUCAGCCUGCUGGCCAACGCCGAGGCGGCCGCGCGGGCGCCCAAGGGCGCGGGCUUCUUCCAGCGGGGCGCGCUGCUGGGCAAGCUGCGGCGGGCCGAGUCGCGCACGUCCCUGGGCAGCCAGCGCAGCCGCGUCAGCUUCCUCAAGAGCGACCUCAGCUCGGGCGCCAGCGACGCCGCCUCCACCACCAGCCUGGGCGAGGGCGCCGACGACGCCGCGCCCUUCGAGGCCGACAUCGACGCCACCACCACUGAGACCUACAUGGGCGAAUGGAAGAACGACAAGCGCUCGGGCUUCGGCGUGAGCGAGCGCUCCAGCGGCCUCCGCUACGAGGGCGAGUGGCUGGACAACCUGCGCCACGGCUACGGCUGCACCACGCUGCCCGACGGCCACCGCGAGGAGGGCAAGUAUCGCCACAACGUGCUGGUCAAAUGCACCAAGCGACGCGUGCUGCCGCUCAAGAGCAGCAAGGUCCGUCAGAAGGUGGAGCACAGCAUGGAGGGCGCCCAGCGCGCGGCGGCAAUAGCGCGCCAGAAGGCUGAGAUCGCUGCCUCCAGGACAAGCCAUGCCAAGGCCAAAGCUGAGGCUGCAGAACAGGCUGCCCUGGCUGCCAACCAAGAGUCCAACAUUGCCCGCACUUUGGCCAGGGAGCUGGCUCCAGACUUCUACCAGCCAGGUCCAGAAUAUCAGAAGCGCCGGCUGCUUCAGGAGAUCCUGGAAAACUCAGAGAGCCUGCUAGAGCCCCCCGACCGGGGCCCGGGAGCCGCUGGCCUCCCGGAGCGGCCCCGCGAGAGCCCACAGCUGCACGAGCGGGAGACCCCUCGACCCGAGGUUGGCCCCCCGUCGCCGGCCGGGACACCCCCGCAGCCCAAGCGGCCCCGUCCGGGGACGACCAAGGACGGCUUGCUGAGCCCCGGCGCCUGGAACGGCGAGCCCGGCACCGAGGGCAGCCGGUCGGCCACGCCGUCCGAGGGCCGUCGCAGCCCAGCGCGUCCAACCACCGAGCACAUGGCCAUCGAGGCGCUGCAGGCGCCGCCCGCACGGUCGCGGGAGCCGGAGGUGGCGCUGUACCAGGGCUACCACAGCUACGCCGUGCGCACCGGGCCGCCCGCGCCGCCCGCGUUGGAGGACGAGCCUGAGCCUGAGGUCUCCAGGUCCGACUCAGCGCCUCCGUCCCCGGCCACCGCCCCAGUGCAGCCCCCCAUGCCUGGGAGUCCCGAGCCCGCGCCCACGCCCGCGCCCGAGACCCCCGCCAAGCUGGAGCCCAAGCCCAUCGUCCCCAAAGAGUCCAAGGCCAAGGCCCGCAAGACUGAGGGCCGAGGGCUGACCAAGGCCGGGGCCAAGAAGAAGACUCGCAAGGAGGCCGCGCUGGUGGCAGAGGCGGAAGUGGAGGUGGAGGAGGUCCCUAACACCGUCCUCAUCUGCAUGGUGAUCCUGCUUAACAUCGGCCUGGCCAUCCUCUUCGUUCACCUCCUGACCUGACCCUCAUGUACCAGGCCAGGAGUUCCUGCUGAGGACAAGAAGACCCAUCUUUCUGCAGUGCCAAGCAGGGUGGUCAAGGAGGACUGGACUCUGACCUGGAACCCCAGCGUUCCAGCUCACAUCUGCACUGCAAACGUUUAUGGAGGCCUCCGGUGGCGCCCUGCUGGGUGGUGGAGGUGCCCAGAGGAAUAGAAUGUGCUGGAAACCCUCUUGGAGCUCUCCGUCCAGGGGCAGGGAAAGCCCUGAAGUACUCCCGUCCCUCAUCCUUAUUCACUCCCUCACCUGCCUCUAGGUCACCGCCUCCCUGGGCUUUUGUGUGUUUUCGGAGAAGUCACCAUACCCGAAUAUUAAGUCCCAGCCCUCUUCCUCCUGCCCAUCUCCUGCUUUAUUUUAACCUCUGGCUGCUGGGCUGAGGCCUCCCGAGCAAGCAGAGGGAGUGACAGAUCCCCGUACAGGGCCAGGGAGGGAGACAUUCUCAGACGGUGCAGAGGCCGUCCCUUUGGCAGUCUUGACCCAGCACACGCUCUGUCCCCUGCUUACAGAUGUUCUGGAUAACCGUAGAGGAAAUGGACAUGCUCAGUUUGAAUAUGCUCCCACCGGUCCAGUUAGCUUUCUUUCUGGACCAAUAGAAGAGGGGGAGACAUGAGGGAUUGGAGCCUUUGGCUGGGAAGCCACCGACCAGGUGGCCAAGGGGGGAAGAAGUGGGAAGAAGGGCUAAGGGGCGGUUCGGAGGGUCCCUGUUUUUGCGUGUGCCUGAGCCUGAGGCUGGCAUUGCAUUUAGGGCUUCCAGUGUGCUCGG